Messenger RNA from Diabrotica balteata, 2071 nucleotides. Lineage: Eukaryota; Metazoa; Arthropoda; Insecta; Coleoptera; Chrysomelidae. The record is from the annotation of a GenBank genome assembly.
AAUUUCUUAUUUCAUAUUAGCAAAGUCGCAAUGGUCUAAUCACAAAAUAAUAAUUAUGGCUUUGGCCAGACGCGCCUUCUGCAGUUCCCCGCAUUGCAGUACAUCACAAAAAACAAUGCAAUUCGAGGUCACACAUUUUUCAAACUUUGUGCAUAUUCCUUACUAUGAUGUUCCCAAAGGCCAUGUUUGUACCUAUUCUCCAGACAAUAUCAGUGAUACAGCAUUAUUAUUACCUCGACCUAGGGCUAGAAGAAAUCCUCUUGAAUGGGGCUCAGACGCAACAAUAAACCGAAAAUUUAGAUCCCAAUCGAUGGAUAGAAUUCCACGAAAAUUGAAGCCAAAAAAGAACCAUUGUUAUUCAUCUCGUUCGACAAACACAGAUACUGAUCCUUUCAUGGUAUGUCCUACACGCAAAUGUGACCAUAACCGCCAGUUAAAUCAUUACAGACAAAAGAAAAAGCCCAUCAUGAAUGGUAUUUCUACUGUUUCUUGUUCUACCAAUACGAUUAAUGAAGAGGAUGGAAACAUUGCAGAAAGUACUCGAAGAUUAUUUGAAAAGCAAUCAGGAAUGGGAGAUUCAAAGAGCUCUAGUUCAAUCGGUGAGCAUGAAUAUCUACAAUUUCUCCUAAGAGUUACCGAAGAUAUAAUAAUAAACAAUUACAUUUUAAAUGAAGAUAUUGAUAGAGUAUUCAAUCAGCAUAUCGAGAUGAAUAAACAUGUGUUAGAUGAGAAAAAAAUGAGAGAGCACCUAAUUAAUUUGGCUUUAGAACUAAACCUAUCUGGUGAUCAAGCUACUUCUCCUAAAGAUACGUCAUUCCAAAUAUCGCCUUCCGAAAUAAACAUACAAUACCUUAAUACAUCGUGCCAAUGUGAAACACCAAUUAGUCCUGUAGAGAGUUUAUUUGGAGCUGUGAUUGAACAAGAGAAAGAGUCCAUUGAAAAUAUCGAAGAAGAGGUUUAUUACAAACAUAGUUUAGGUAGGGUUACAGAGUGCACAGAACCGUCAAAUUCAUCAGCUACUGUGGUGGGUAACACGGCUAAUACAAAUGUUCUUAGUUUUAAUGAAAUUAAUCAUUUAAAUCGUGAUGCCAAAUCAGAAAUAGUUGGAAGUAACGAAGAGAUUGACAAAGUUUUUUUAGAUCUUCAAUUUCAAGAACCGCUAAGUGACAUCGCAUUAAGUGAUAAAAGUAGUUUGGAAGACAGUCUCAACGACAUACCUGAUGAAUCUGCCAAAACGUAUAGUAUCGAGAAAGUCAGAGUUAUUGGUAUUCAAGAUGAUCACAGGUACAAAAAUUAUCCGAUAAAAGUUGAUUGUGGUACAGAGACUGCUAUAGCAAACUUCCAGAUGGACGUAACGGUUCAAGUCAAUUUACCGCCCAAUAAGGUUAUAGAACAAUCGUCUCAAACCACUUCUAGCCUAAUGAUAGAUAAACCAGAUUUGAUAAAUAAAUGUACGCAAAGUACUUCCCUAGUCUGCAACAAAAAAUGUGAUACUGAAGAUCUUAACGAAUAUAUCGCAGAAACGACCCCGGAAAAGAAACAAGACCAGAGCACAAUUAUUCCGGAAGACGAAGUACUUUCUCUAACGAAUCGUUCGGAAGUGGAAGGUGGAUUGAAUACAUACUUAGAUUUAAAACUGAUGGGAGAUGAUUACGAUCUGACACCAGAACGGGAUACGUCUGAAAAGUAUCACUUUUUAAUGACAGAUGCAUCUACUAGUAUGGUUAAAUCGCAAGUUGCUGUGGCUAAUGUCGGAAUAGACAGUUUACUUCUAGGAGAUACUUACGAUCUGCACGAGGAUUCAGCUGUACAGGCAUUCCGUGAUAUAGAAGACUCCGCCGCGUACUUACGUACUAAAAUUCCUUUUUACGAAGAUGACAUAUCGGCAAGUAUAAGCCAGUCUUGUAGUAUGACGGAAUCACCAGGUUGGAUUUCGGACAAACCUGGCUUACAGUGUCCAGUUCUAAAAAAAUUUAGCAAAGCAAAGGUGCUUGUUAGACUUAAUACAUGCACGAAUACAUCAACUACCUCAGUGAAAACCUGAGAUUUAUUUAUAAAAUAAACAUUUUAA